UGCCAGCCGGGCGGAGGGCGCGAGAUCUGGCCGCGGGCCGGCGGGCGGGGAGGGCGCGGAGGGCGCGGGCGCGCUGCGGCCCCUCCGCACCAUGUACACCAUCACCAAGGGACCCAGCAAGCUGGUCGCGCAGCGGCGCACAGGUCCGACGCAGCAGCAGGUGGAGAGCAGGCUCGGCGAGCUCCUGAAAUGCCGGCAUUCCGCGCCGAUCCCGCAGCACCCGCGGGCACAGCCGCCGGGCCCCUGGCCCCUGUCGAGGAUGCUCCUCUUUAUUUUAGUGCCCCUCUCAGCUGAGGAGGAACCCCGCGCGGCGGUGGGGCACCUGAGCCCAGGAUGGCGAGCAGGCCGGCGGGACCGCGAGUGCCUGGCGGAGUGGCACGUGCAGCCCAGGACUCCCGGCUCCCACCUCCUGCUUCCAGGGCCGAGGCUCGUGUUCAAUCGGGUGAAUGGCCGCCGGCCGCCUGCCACGUCCCCAUCCUUCGAGGGAACCCAGGAGCCCUACACACUGGCCCACGAGGAGAACGUCCGAUUUGUGUCAGAAGCCUGGCAGCAAGUGGAGCAGCAGCUGGGUGGUGGCCCGGCCGGUGAGAGCGGGCCAAGGCCUGUGCAGUAUGUGGAGAGGACCCCCAACCCCCGGCUGCAGAACUUCGUGCCCAUCGACCUGGACGAGUGGUGGGCACAGCAGUUCCUGGCCAGGAUCACCAACUGCUCCUAGUCACAGCUUUGGAAGGAAGGCUGUCUUGUGCAGGGCCUGGCCCUGCCCCACGCUGGACCCUCUGCCAGGAGAGGACCACGGCGCCCUGUCUACCCGCUGAGGCAGGCCGUGCUUCACUCUGGGCCUGGCCAGGCGCCGGCCACACCUGAAGUGCCAGCAUUUGGACUUUUGCCCCUGCUGACCCCUUGGCCAAGCUGUUCCAGGCUGCCGGGGGCCAGGGGUUGAAACUGUCUGACCUCAGUCCUGCUCACUGUGCCCGGGGACCAGCCCGUGGGGCUGGCAGAGAGGAGCUCCAGGCUAAUAAAGUUGAGAAACUGC
Dama dama (fallow deer) is the source of this 1033-nucleotide messenger RNA. RefSeq names its product MAPK regulated corepressor interacting protein 2 (gene MCRIP2). The transcript is spliced from 6 exons. The record is from RefSeq and is a predicted model, not a curated record. Lineage: Eukaryota; Metazoa; Chordata; Mammalia; Artiodactyla; Cervidae. Bases 92 to 715 code for a protein of 207 amino acids.